Molecule: messenger RNA, 519 nt
Organism: Ostreobium quekettii
Lineage: Eukaryota; Viridiplantae; Chlorophyta; Ulvophyceae; Bryopsidales; Ostreobiaceae
Source: the annotation of a GenBank genome assembly
AUGAUGCUCAGCCAUGUUGACAAAUGGGAGCCACAGAUGGCAGGCAGCCUGGGCGUCAGAGCUGUGGAACCAGCCUUCAGUGCCCCCAAGGGUGACCUUCCCACGCUUGGACCGCUGGGCGAGCAGUCGUGGCAGUCAGUGCGAUGGCGGUCCUGGCAGACUGUGGAAGGCAGCCCGUCGCCAACGCACAGGAAAAAUUCUCUGGAUGCCUGCGAACCCACAGGGCAACGAUUGAACGAGAGGAUUGGCUGUGCACCAGUCACUGCGAACGGGUCCAGGACAAAAGCAGCAAAAAAACGCGUCGAUGCUGGGUUGCUCAGCAAUCCCACAGCCAAGGCAAGUUUGCAAGCAAAGGUGUCUGCAGCUGGCGGUACCAUCCCUUCACUCUGUGCCUGCCACAGCCUGUCACCAUUGGAUCCAUCAUACACGGACCACUGCUGCAUGAACUGUCCACUGUACAAGAAUCCCAAGGCACAGGAGAAGCUCCUGAAAUCUGUGAUACACACGCAUGCACAGUGA